AUGUUGAUCAAAAUCACUGAGGUGGAGGCCGUCGAGGCGAUCAAGAUCAGCUGUCCUCAGCCCUACUUUGUGGAGGAUGAGAUCUAUGCCGCCGAGUCGGAGUUGCGCAAUGCCAAGCCUUUGAGGCUGCUGGUGUCGACGCUGCCCGGGGCGACCUCCGAGCUGCCAGGCGGUCAAGAUGGCUCGCCAUGGAUUCUGGAUAUUUGCUUCGACUUCUUUGCCUGCGGCAACCCCUUUCUGACGCAGGUGCGGCCGGACAUCGCCGACGCCUUCGCGGAGGUGCUGAACGGCGCCGCCUUCCGGCAAGGCCCUGCCAGUGACCCCAUGGCCUUGCGAGAGGACUGCGGCCGCUUUGAGGCGGCGUACGCGGCGGUGCUCGAGGCAGGCGUAGACUACUUGCAAAGGCUGUGCGGGUCACGACAGGGCGGGUACAAAGCCGAUGGUGAUGAGCUGGACGAUCGCGCACGGUACCAGCUGAAGGUGGUGCUGCAGUUCCUGCAGGAGAAGGAACUGAUCGAAGCGCUGGUGGCACUGGAGUCCGAAACCGGCGUGAAGUAUUGCGACGGGGAUUUGCCGGUGGCCGGCAUCCUGCAGUCCAGCCUGGACAUGUUCAGCAGGACCAGCGCGCCGGAAGCCGAGGUGGACGCAGACUCAAAGGCGGCAGAGGAAGCGCUGCAGGCCUUGAGUGGAGGGGCUUGCUGCACAGGGCCCUGUGAGGACCUGUCAGGUCCCGAGCCCUACUCGGCCAACGUCACGGCAGUGUGCUGGGCCGGCGCUGGGCUGUCGGAUCUGCGGGUCAUCGUGGCCACCGUGGACCGGCGGCUGAGGCUGUUGGCCGGGGAGGCUGUGGUGGAGUACAGCGACCUCAGCUCUCCCCCGUUGGGCUUGGCGGCCGCAGGGGAGGAGCUUCUGGUGCCGCUGGGCCUUGAAAUCGCGGCCAGCCCACUUUUGAGAGCCAAGGUGGGGGGAACCAGAGCAUUCCGUAUCCCUUACUAUGCUCUUCAGAUGCCUAGAUUCAGGCCAAGCCGCUUGGCUCAAGCAAAUCUGGCUUGCCUUGGCCUUUCGCAACAGGCGCAGGUGGCUCAAAUGAAAGCGCUCGGGCAAACCGCAGGCGCCCAAGCCCAGGUGCCAUCUUGGGCUCCAUUUCUUUGA
Molecule: messenger RNA, 1152 nt
Organism: Effrenium voratum
Lineage: Eukaryota; Dinophyceae; Suessiales; Symbiodiniaceae
Source: the annotation of a GenBank genome assembly